Procambarus clarkii (red swamp crayfish) is the source of this 621-nucleotide messenger RNA. RefSeq names its product transcription factor SPT20 homolog. Lineage: Eukaryota; Metazoa; Arthropoda; Malacostraca; Decapoda; Cambaridae. The record is from RefSeq and is a predicted model, not a curated record.
AUGUACUUAGUGCAAAGUGGUUCUGAUACACUGGGAUCUAUACCCGACCCCAGCUUCUGGAACUACAUAUGGCCCCAUCUUCUGGAACUACAGUACGUGCGACCCCAGUUUCUGGAACUACAUUACGUGCGGCCUCAGCUUCUGGAACUACAGUACGUGCGACCCCAGUUUCUGGAACUACAGUACGUGCGACCCCAGUUUCUGGAACUACAGUACGUGCGACCCCAGUCUCUGGAACUACAGUACGUGCGGCCUCAGCUUCUGGAACUACAGUACGCGCGACCCCAGUUUCUGGAACUACAGUACGUGCGGCCCCAGCUUCUGGAACUACAGUACGUGCGACCCCAGUUUCUGGAACUACAGUACGUGCGGCCCCAGCUUCUGGAACUACAGUACGUGCGACCCCAGUUUCUGGAACUACAGUACGUGCGGCCCCAGCUUCUGGAACUACAGUACGUGCGACCCCAGUUUCUGGAACUACAGUACGUGCGACCCCAGCUUCUGGAACUACAGUACGCGCGACCCCAGCUUCUGGGACUACAUUACGUGCGGCCCCAGCUUCUGGAACUACGUGGGGCCCCAGCUUCUGGAGUUGGGGCUGCCAAUGAGUUACUAGUCUAA